AUGGCAUCGAUGGAUCACGACUACCACUUUCUUGAGAACUUGUCCUGGAGCCUGGCGCAUCGCUUUGCAGCAAGCACGUGGAAGACCUACGCGGGGGUCUCCCUAGACUACUACCGGGUACCCUACGAUCACGACGGUCGUUCGUCCUCAUCCCCACAUGGACACCGACUUCCCAACAUGCGCGUCGACGGCAUGUUCAUGGCUACAUGCCCCAAAUCAGAAGGUAUCACUAACGUGCACGCCGAAAGGAUGAUACUCGACUGGUUACAUAAUCAAGUUGUCAAUUCAAAAUGGCCGCCAGCGGACCGACAACUGCACACAUUACAUCUGUUCACAUUCUUAUCUCCUUGUAGUGGCUGCAUCUCGUGGUUGUGGAGUUUUCUACAUUUCCUCCGACAGAAUGGACUGAUGUGGAGAAUCCGAAUUGUCCUAGGAUAUUCCAAAUGGUACACGCCCUGGUACACGCCGCCAGGAGAUCUAAUUUAUCCUGGUCCUUUUCUUACCUUUCCGUGGCUUUAUGAACUCCAACAUUAUUUUCCUAACUUCAAAGUGAUGAAGAUUUAUUAAAAUAUAAUGAGAAUAAAAGAGUAGACAUUUAUUAUGUUUAUAAUAAUAUGUUGUGUCAAAAGGGGUAGGAUUUGCUUUAGGAAAUGGAGAUUUCAAAUUCGUAUUAAAAUAAAACAUUCGUUGCUUUUCGGAUGGCCAGCGAGAUUGAGCAGCGAGAUGGACCUCAAUUACUGGUCUCGAUGGCCUUCUGAAAACUUAUCUGACAUUUUCCGAGACCAAUAUAUAAGUUUUGUGGGCAAAAUAAAUUACCACCUGGCCUGCAAAAACGCAAUGAAAUUGUAAAAGGUACUGCUUAUCUCUUUUAUGAUUACCAUUGUGUUCAUUCUACAUGUAUUUGUACAGUGACAUAUUUA
Strongylocentrotus purpuratus (purple sea urchin) is the source of this 920-nucleotide messenger RNA. RefSeq lists its product as uncharacterized. The transcript is spliced from 3 exons. The coding region runs from base 1 to 567 and encodes 188 amino acids. The record is from RefSeq and is a predicted model, not a curated record. Gene Ontology annotation, molecular function: hydrolase activity, acting on carbon-nitrogen (but not peptide) bonds, in cyclic amidines; zinc ion binding. NCBI's taxonomy places the organism in Eukaryota, Metazoa, Echinodermata, Echinoidea, Camarodonta, Strongylocentrotidae.